AUGGGGAAACGAUCAAAAAAGCUGAAAGCAUCCUCGGACGACGGUACACGUCGAAUAGGAGACAUAUUCCUGGCGCGGCCUAAAACCAAAAUGGCGGCAGCGCCAGACUCUCCAGGCCUAUCCUCGGACGAAGACCCACUGGACUCCCCAGAUGCCAUACCUGAGGCAGAUGACCCUUUCUCCGCCGUGCAACUAGGGGACCUGGGGGCUCCCGCAACUAAGGGAGACAUCCUGGGCCUCCUGAAACACCUGCGCACAUGGUUCCGCACGGAUAUGGCGCUACUCCGCGAGGAGGUAACGGCCGUAACGGACAGGGUGAAGGCCACAGAGGAGGACAUCACCUCCAUGGCACAACGCCAGUCAGACGCAACAGAACGACUACAACAACUCCACGGCUCACACCAGGCCCUGCAGGCCAGAGUCGAUGCGAUGGACGACUCCAGGAGACGAAUCAACAUAAAAGUAAGAGGCAUCACGGAAAAUGUCAACGACACAGAGCUACCCCACUUUAUUAGGCGCCUCCUGUCGGAAAUCCUGCACCCCAAACAGGCAAAGAACCUGCAACUAGAUGGAAUACUCAGACUCCCCAAGUCACCAAGGGCUCCGGCGGACGCUCCCCGUGAUGUCCUCCUGAGGUUCCAGUCCCUACGCGACAAACAAGCAAUGAUGGACGCCAUCAAGAACAAGAGCCCACUCAAAUUUGAGGGCUCACAACUAACCUUUCUCCAGGAUCUCUGCAGGGCAACAUUGGAGUGGAGACGUUCUCUCAGCCAGGUCACCAAGACCCUCCGAGAAGCAGGCGUCCAGUACAGAUGGGGCCCUUCCCACACACUCGUGGCCAUACAGGGCGAGACCACCCGCCGACUCACCUCAGCUGCUGACUCCGACCCAUUCCUCCACAGCCUGGGGCUCAACCAGCACAAGCCCAACACGGCCAAACCUGGACAUUCCUGGGACAUACCCAACAUAGUCCCCUUCGUACCUCGAAACGAAGCCGACACAAGAUGAGAAGCCCCAACGGGACCCGGGCUCAACAUACCCCUCAAGUAGAGGGAAGUGCCGAAGGACUGGCAGGCGAUCACAAAUUUUAA
Molecule: messenger RNA, 1091 nt
Organism: Pelobates cultripes (western spadefoot toad)
Lineage: Eukaryota; Metazoa; Chordata; Amphibia; Anura; Pelobatidae
Source: the annotation of a GenBank genome assembly